AUGGGCGUCCCAAGCGGUAACUUCGACGGUCUCGAACGCCAACGGCUCGAACUAGAGAGCAAUAUCCUUCAACUGCAGCAAUCUCUCUACCACUGGCGGACCUGGGAGGCGGAAUAUGAUGGUUUGAAGGAAGAGAUCUGCGCCUUGGACGACGAUGCCACAACUGCCGACUUCCUGCGCGUCAGCCGCGAGUUUGACGGGGCCCUGGUCAACGAAGACGAAGUCCGAGUUAUGAUCGGUGAGAAGCAGGGCCUCAAACGGACCAGACAACAAGUUGCCGACAUCAUAUCGAGGCGCAUAGACUACGUGAGAGAUAAUGUGUCGUCCAUGGAAAAGCGGUUGCGUGCUGCGGAGAACAAGCUCAACGAACUCGACUCCGUUGAGCAGAUACCCGGGGAAGCCACGGCGGAUUUUCCCAUGAAGGAGAUUAUUGAAGAACUUGAUGAAGAUGGGGAAAUUAUUUCUAGCAAGACUACGAACCCUGGGGAGCAAGCCGCGGAUCUCUUGGAUAUUUUGGAGAAGGCCGGUGUCGACAACAUACCGGAUGUUCCGACGGCCACGGCUGAUUCCCAAGAAAUGUUACCCGAUUCUACCGCUGAAAGCAUCGAUGCAAAUGCGCAGGAGACGGAUAAACAGGCAGAUGAGUUGGCUAGAGCUCUGGAAUCCACGUCGCUUGAAAACAAGGAAGUGUCUGGAACGCCUGCGGAUGAGUCGGAUAUUGGGAAGCAGUCAGUCGAAGAGAAGGAGAUCCCAAUUGUGGACGUUGACGAGUCUCCAGAGGAUGCGCAGCUCCGCCGUGAAAUGCUACGAUACAGUCUCGAUGAGGUUGGUGCAGUUGUCGCCGAACUUGAGUUAGACGAGGAUGGGAGCGAAGUUUCAGUGGAUGAUACAUACGAAUUUGAUGAUUAUGGUGACGAUGAAGAGGAGGAGGAAGACGAAUAUGGGCGCAGUACCCGGUCAGUCCUAGACGAGGACUAUCACCAACAGAUGCGUGAGUUGGAGGCGAAAUUGAACGCUCGUGGUAUGUGGAAUGUAGGCAAAGACACCGCAUCUCUCCCCGAAAACAUUCAGGAAGAUCUCCAACAUGCGCAUAAGGUCAAGAUUGAUCGAGCGCCCGAUUCAGGCACUGAACCGGCUCCCAAGGCCAAGUCAAAGAAGAAGGUUGCGUUCGCUGAUGAUCUUGAUAUUGCGCCCGCCCCCAAACCUCUGGCUCCUGAAAGCAAAAAGGCCACUCCUAGAGAGAUUGAGGUUGCUGUUCUAUCGGAGUCUAUUGUGGAACGCACAAAACCGGUCGAAACUCCUUCUGCAACAAAUGAUGCUCCAAAGAAAACUUCCCGGUUCAGGUCUGCCCGCGGCCUGGUAGCAGCGAACACUGAUGGGCAGGCUACGUCCUCAGUUGGCAGCUCACAACCAGCUAAGCCUUCACGUAAAGCCGUUGUGACCCCGACGCCGUCACUACCUCUUUUCCCGGCGAGGCCUUCUGAACCGAAACCUUUCUCACAACCUAUCUCUGAUAUCAUAGAGAAGGCGCCUGCUCCCACCAAAUCUGAACGAAAGAUCCUCGCCGAUACCCUUGUAGAGCGGGACACCUCUGAAGGGACUGCCAGGGCACCAGAGCCGGAUGAACUUGACGAGGAACUCCACCGAAAAGAAAUCGCCACCGAGUUCUACAGGAUGAGGAACAGAAUGGCCAAACAAAGCGAGAACGCACUCGAAGAGGAACCAGAGAUGGUCCCGGUUGAGCCCGAGGAAGCGCCGAGACGAAUCAGCAAAUUCCGGGCCUCCCGGAUGGGAUAG
Messenger RNA from Aspergillus calidoustus, 1797 nucleotides. The record is from the annotation of a GenBank genome assembly. NCBI's taxonomy places the organism in Eukaryota, Fungi, Ascomycota, Eurotiomycetes, Eurotiales, Aspergillaceae.